Molecule: messenger RNA, 1547 nt
Organism: Beta vulgaris subsp. vulgaris (sugar beet)
Lineage: Eukaryota; Viridiplantae; Streptophyta; Magnoliopsida; Caryophyllales; Amaranthaceae
Product: myosin-11-like
Exons: 5
Coding region: 548-958 (136 amino acids)
Biological process (GO): vesicle transport along actin filament; pollen tube growth; actin filament organization
Cellular component (GO): cytoplasm; myosin complex; vesicle
Molecular function (GO): actin filament binding; ATP binding; microfilament motor activity
Source: RefSeq, a predicted model, not a curated record
GUAGCUUAGUAACAUGGUAUUACAAUCUUGUCCUCCCAACUUGUAAAAUUACUUGGUGCAUCUCCUCUUCUCCCUGUUCCUCCACUUCCUUUCUCUCUCCUCACUCCCACCAAAACCCACCGUCACUCCCUUACCUCACUGGUCAUCCACCAUCAUCAGGCAGGUAAAUACCUCCAUUUAAAAAAAAAGCCCCCUUCUCUUCUCCAAUUUCUCUCUCCUAGGGUUUAGUUCAGUUCACCCACCCUAAUUUUCGCUCAUUAACCUUAAUUCUUCAUAAAUUACUCCCGAAUUCCUCCUGCAAUUCUUCAUCACAAGCACUCAUCAAUGGCGAUUUUUCCAGACAUGAAUAUUCUCUCCGUUCACCGCCGAUUGUCAGAAGAGCGAUUAUCUUCUUCAAGUUUCUCUCUCCUUCGUAUUUCCGGCGCAUAGGAAAACUCGAUGGCAAGGGAUCUUGUUUUGCAUAUGAUCUUGAUGGGAAAGUAAUACCGGAAAUAUACUCAUCGCCAUAAAUCCAUUUCAAAGACCGCCUCAUCUAUAUGAUUCUCACAUGAUGCAACAAUACAAAGGGGCACCAUCGAGAGAUCCAAGCCAUCAUGUUUUUGCAGUUGCUGAUGUUGCUUGCAGGGCUUUGAUAAACGAGGGGAAAAGCAACUCCAUUCUUGUAAGUGGCAAAAGUGGAACUGGUAAAACUGAGACUACCAAGCUCCUGAUGCGAUACGUUGCUUAUUUGGGAGGCCGUUCUUCAACUGAAGCGCGCACAGUAGAGCAACAAGUUCUUGAAGUCUACGAUAACAAUGUUGAAGGAAAGAAGAUGUGUUAUACCAUUAAUGGGGAGAAUCUUUUCAAUAUCGAAGACGAUGAAGUCAAGAAGAAUGUAUUUCUAUUUGCGGUUGCCGAGAGAUUCAGAGAUUUCAAGGCUAAGGUAGUGUCUGGUGGAUCACUAAGCGGAGGAAAGUAGUAGGUACAAAGAAGAAGAAAAUCUACGGCGGAGAAACGCCAUCCCGUUUUCGGGCUUCACCAUAUUCAUCAUUCAAACCCUCCAAAUUUCCAUUUUAGAUAUGGAAAACUAUCAAACUUGAAGAGUGGGAAGCAUUUGUUGCCAAAAAUACUAUCCCACAAGCUACUGUAAAAAUAUUUUAUUAAUAUUUACUACACUUAGCUCCAAUAUCAUUGUAUAACACCGUAAUAGACCUUUGUUUUUUAUUGUAUGGUUUACGCAAGACGUGAGAAAAUUAGCGCGAGUGCAAAAGCAAAGAAGUAUUAUCAUCAUUUGGGUGCUCAUUCGUACAAUGAGGCGAGAGAGAAAUGUAUGUUCACACAUUACCCCACAAUGGGGUCGACAAUGGCAACAGGGACGAGCUCUACGAUCAUAGUUACAUAGGCUCGACAACCAGGUAGAGUCCUCGAUUGAGGGUGUUCGAUGCAUGGGGCUUUUGCAAAGGGGAAAAAGAGUUUUGCUUGAUCCCGGUACAGAGCAGAUAGCCAACACCACUAUAAGUACACAAAAAAUGUUCUUUUCUUGUAUUCCCAGUGAUGUAACCACAAUU